Molecule: messenger RNA, 2018 nt
Organism: Culex pipiens pallens (northern house mosquito)
Lineage: Eukaryota; Metazoa; Arthropoda; Insecta; Diptera; Culicidae
Product: protein Cep78 homolog
Exons: 4
Coding region: 132-2015 (627 amino acids)
Cellular component (GO): centrosome
Molecular function (GO): protein binding
Source: RefSeq, a predicted model, not a curated record
AGAAUGUUGCGCGACAUUGGCGCGUCGUUCGCAAACUACGUGACGCAACGUGGAAAAUAUCUCAGCAACCCUUGAAUGUCCAAGCGCACUUUUUCCAGUUGACAUCUCGCGCGCGUUGAAAACUAGAAAAAAUGGCCUCCGAGCAACCGGAAGUGGACCCGCCAAGGCGAACCCGCAGCCAGACGGCAUUCUUCCGGCGAUAUUUGACGCUAUGCAAGGCGAAAAAUGUCCAGCCGUUGGGCGAGCUGAUCGGAACUUGUGGUGAUGGUGCCGCGGCCGCGAUGUGCCGCAAGCGGCCACGAGAUGGCGCCCGGAAGUUGUACCCGUCGAUUGAGUUUUACGGCGAUCGGUUCAAGGAGGCGGACUGGCAACUGGUGAUCGGAGCGCUGGCCGAGGACACCACGCUGCAGAUGGUGGCCAUUCGGCUGAGGAAGGUUUUUGAUGGGCUCCUCGAAAACAGCGAUUUUCGUCCGGAUGUCCCCCUUAUUGAGCAACCCGUCAUCCUGACCAAGCGAUUGUUCUCACGACUCAUCGAUUCGUUGACUCAAUUUCUGAUCCUCAACCAAAAAGUUCGCAUUUUGACGCUCGAGGCACUCCCAAUUCAAGGACCGUACAUGAGUUCGCUGGUUGAUGGCCUCCAGCAGAACCUCUCCAUCACCGAGCUGAGCCUGGCGCGGUCCGCCAUCAAGGACGACGGCUGCAAGGCGGUCUGCCGUGCGAUCAUGAACCUACCGAAGAUCGUUACACUCAACCUGACCGCGUGCCACCUAUCAAUGGCGGGCUGCUGUGCCGUGGCCGAGUUGGUGCGCUUUCAGAAAAUCCAACGCUUUGCCGAAAGCUGGGAGUGUUCGCUGCGGUACCGGGAAAUCGACACCGGUAAGAUGCAGGGACUGCGGCACAUUUUACUCAACGGGAAUCCCGCCAUAGGGGAUGGCGGGCUGUGCGAGCUGACCGAGCAGCUCAAAGACGACGAGUGGAUCCGACAGAUACAGUUUCGCAACUGCGGGCUGACUGAUGAGGGAGCGAAAUUUCUAGUCGAUUGCCUUAACAUUAACAAAACUAUCAAGGAAUUUGAUAUUCGUGGCAAUGCUGGGAUUUCUGUGCAAAUGUGCAAUGAGAUUCUUACGAAACUGGGCGUUGACGUCGAUUCUUCCGACAGUAGUUUGUCGAUGACAAACAGAAGGCCGAAAGGACCGCCGAGAAUGAAGCCUUCCGAGCAGAUUAGAUGCUUGCAGCAACAGCUGUCGGCCGAACAGUAUCGUUGCGCACAGCUGCAGGUGCUCGUUGAACAGCUACGUUCGCACCAAAAUGAAUACAUGGUGCAGAUGAACAAGUUGAAGCAAGAUUUCAACCGUAUUUCGGAUGAGCGCGAAGACCUGCAGAGACGAGUACAGCGUUUGGAAAGCAGCAGACCAGCUACCAGAAAGCUCAAGCUUCGCAAGAGCAAAAGUGAAAGCAAUCCUGCGCUGCUUUUCACCCGGAAUGAUCCAACCCACGCUACGAACAGCGCGAUAAAAUCGGAAAUGACGCUCCGUUGGCUCCAGGAUCGGCACACGGCAAGACCUGGAAGCGCGCAGACCGUGCGAAGAUCGCACGUGCUCGAGCGUACGAUUGGGGAUGGCGUGCCGAACGUCCCCGCACUGCAAGAUAUCGCUGAGGUUGACGAAGAGGUUGUUGUGAUGCAGAAAAAUUACAUCGAAGGAGGAUUCGGAGAUGUGGGAAUGGAACAGGUCAAACCAGUUAUUAAGGUGGGGCCAGUUGGGGGUGAUAUCGGUGACGGAAUCGAUGUGGUCGAUUUCUUCAACGAUAUUGGCGAUGCUGCCGAUCAGUGGCAACACGAAGACGACGAGAUGUCUACGGACGAUGAGGAGGAUGAAUUUGGUGAUUUGACUAAUUCAAUUUCUGGAGCGGAUCUGUUGAAUUUGAUGGCCAAGAAAAAAUCCGUAGAAAGUUUGAGUGACGCACAGUCGUGCGUGCAGUCCUUAUUUCGAAACGUUUACAAGGAUGAAGAGUGAAAU